UCAAAUAGAGUUGUUUGUAAGCAAAGAUAAUAAAAGUUUUAAAAGAAAAUGCUGGGAAGUAUAAUCUAAAAAUGACCGAUUUCCUAAAAUCAAACGCAAGUUCUGGUGUGUACUGGUUGAAAGAACCCCUAGAAAAUAUACAAUUUAAGAUUACAAUAAAGCCACAUGAAAGCAUAAUUUUACUACCGAAAUUUGAAGAUUACUCAAAUACAUCUCAAUCACAGAAUUUAGCUAAAGCUGAUGGGAGCGCGACGAAAGAAUAUGUUUUUAGAUGGCAAGAAAAAGUAUUUAGCCAGUAUGACAUUAAAAAGUACUCAGAUAUCCAUAACUGUAUUUCAGAGUGGGACUUAAACCUCCAUAACAAAUUAAAACAAAAUAAUGCUCUAGCGCAAAAGCUUUUCACAUAUCUCAAUGAAGAUUGCUUUAUGCCAUUGCCCAUUGUUGAAAAAAAAAGUUAUGACACUGGUUUUACUUAUUUGAAUUCAUGUUUGGAGCGGUUAAACUUAAAUGAAAAGGUAAACAGCACUAUUGGAAAUGAAACAAAUUCCACAAGAGAUUUAUUUUCUAGUCAAGAAAAUGUGAUAGCAGGUGCUGAAUGGACAGCAAUGCAUAUUAUGUAUGAUAACUCUAAAUAUGACGAUGAUGGCAAUAUAAUACACAGUGAUGAAUGUUUAUUACUAUCCUUAUAUCAUCACCAAGAACACAAUUACCUGAUGGUGUCGCCUGAUGUUGACAAUUUGUCGAACCCUUACAAUAUAGAGGGUGCGACGGGCAAUCUGCAUUUGGAAUAUUAUGUGGGAAUUGAAUUUGGUGUGGAGGAAUGUAGUGAAGAAUUGGUUGAUUUGCUGAAUAAGCUAUACAAGAAAUGGCAGAAAAAGCAAAAGUACUUCAUGCCUUUUGUAAUGCCGCCUCUGGGAGGCAAGAAGGUGUUUAUAACAUUGGAAAUAGUAUCAGCAAUAGAAUUUGAGAUGGAUAAUAUUUAUAUAGAGUAUCACAUUAAGGUCAGAUUGUUUUUAAUUCCAGAUAACAUUCAAUGUAAAAACGACCUUAUUGGCCGGACACACGUGUCACAAUCGCUUGUAAGAGAUAAUGGUGAAGUUUGGCUAUUUGGACACACUGUUGAUCUUGAAUUGGAUAUUCCUACGGGAAUUGAUCCACCCCCAAUAAAAAUAUUCUUCGAAGUCAUAUCCCAAGACUGGUGGCGAAGACACAGGACUGAGGGGUAUAGCCAUCUCGCUCUAACCUUACACCCCGGUAGAUAUAAGGAACAGCUGUCCUGCUCUAGACCAGAGGAAUUGAAUAAAAUAGAGGCAGAGAGCCGAAGAUUCUUUGUCGGUGGAUGCCAUUUGAUUGAGGACUUGGAAGUUUUGGAGAAACCUCAGUUAUAUACUUGUAACUUUAGAAACGUGCCAACCGGUACAAUAUCAGUCCACUGGAGUACAAUAACACAAUCUCAGUCCCCUGGUCAUCAUUCCCCUGUCCCUGUAGCAUCUGGAUCGGCGCUAUUACAGGGGGCUGAUGCGGUUUUAAAGCAAUAUAAACGAGCUAAAGCUACUUUGGCAGCGGCUACAAGAAAUAUUCAAGAGACAGGGGACUUAUAGAAGCUUCUAGAACCAUGGAAGGAACUAAUUUGAGAGCUGAACAAAAGUACAAAUACCAAGUAAGAAAAGAUGAGUCAACUAAGGAUGUAGGCUGUAUUGUUCAUUUCUUUAUGUUUAAUAGUAUCAUAUAGAAAUAAGGAAUAGAAGCUAAGUGUCAGAUGCACUGUAUUUUUUUUACAGAGAGUAGAUAUGUGCUUUGUGAAAUCUUUAUACUUUUUAUAUAUAAAAUUCCCCUGUCACAAUUUUAGUUACCAUACUCCUCC
Colias croceus (clouded yellow) is the source of this 1864-nucleotide messenger RNA. RefSeq names its product Meckel syndrome type 1 protein (gene Mks1). Bases 72 to 1601 code for a protein of 509 amino acids. Gene Ontology annotation, biological process: cilium assembly. Lineage: Eukaryota; Metazoa; Arthropoda; Insecta; Lepidoptera; Pieridae. The transcript has 7 exons. Gene Ontology annotation, cellular component: MKS complex. The record is from RefSeq and is a predicted model, not a curated record.